AUGGAUGAAUUUCUGGUCGUCAUUCACAGUGAAGAUAUGCUCAAUAAUAUUGAGAAACUGUACAUUUCUGGUGACGCUUCAAAAUCUUAUGCGUCUUUACAAAACGCCAUCUCCAUCAUUAACAGUUGCCCAGUGAUUGUUUCACUCGCCUUAUUCCUGUUUGGAAAAUACGAACAGUUAAAGCGAGAAUACGUUGACCUAUCUGUAUGGGACACAUGGUGCAAACUGUUUCAGAAAAGCGAUGCAGCAGCGAAAAAGCGCUUGGAUGGCAAACUGUAUCAGCUCUUCCCGUGCCAUCUACCAACUUCUGGUUUUUUAAGAAAUUUAGUUGCCUUUAGUGGAGAAAAUUCCCAUGUUGUCAAAAGGAUACCCAAAAUUUGCAAUGCAUUAAUGAACAAUUCUCAUCUUCACAUUGGUUCUGAGUAUAAAUGCUUCCUCUAGUUGGUACAAGAGCUUAUUUUGAAUUAUGGGGGAGCAAAGCUGGAUGAUAGUAUAUUCCACCUGAUUUUCAGCACGUUACACAUUCUAGCUAAAUUAUCAAUCGACUGCUCAAUCCCUGAUGUCAUCAACAACUUGAGUCGUAUUAUUGCUGAUGUUGACGGGCACAUUGGUGUACAAUGCAGAGCGUUGAUGGCCCUAAGAUGUCUGAGCAGCAAGCAUCUGGACACAGCUACAUUGGAACACUGGAACGCCUUACUAUAUAAAUUCUAUGAAAUCGCGCAAACUGAAAAAAAUAUUCUCUUUUUGGGAGCUGCUUUAAUUAGCGCCCUCAUAGAUGUGUUGCGGUGCAAGAUGAGAUUGCUUGAUCAAAUAACAGAUACGGAUGACCUCGUGGCAGAACAAAUGUGGAAUGAGGGAUCGGAAAUCUACCGUGUAACCAGUGACUUAUUGGGAUCAGCGGUACACCGGAUAGGCCAUUUUUCUCCGUCGCUUUGUCGGCAAGUUCAGCGAGGCCGUUCAGAUAAAGUUGGCAAUUCGUGCAAUGAGCUUUACUGGACUUUGAAGACACUUCAUAAGCCUUUACCUCAAUCGAAAUGGCGCUACAACCUUUACGACAAACCACAUUCAAAAGCAAAAACGACUGAUCUUAUGGAUGUCUUCGAUUAUUCUGAACGGAACCAUCUGCGGAUGGCCAACAUCACUUUCCGCGUGAGAAACUGGAAACAACGUCCAAUGCACUUGCUUAAGAAAAAGGUGCCACAAUGCCCUAGUGCGUCCUUCUCAAACUUUGCCGUUUUAGCCAGUUCCAAGUUCAAAUGUAUUUCAAAGUGUUAUGUCGUCAACUCAACGUUGCUUUUCAACUGUCUGGUUGAUUUGAUUUUGUAAAAUAUGUGGAAAUUUAACAUUCAACCAAGCUGUUAUAUAGGCAUCAACAACCACAAAAAUCACAAAAUUUAUAGGAUUUAACAUGUCUUAAAUGUAUCUUGAAACGAUAAUG
Daphnia carinata is the source of this 1438-nucleotide messenger RNA. RefSeq lists its product as uncharacterized. The transcript has 7 exons. NCBI's taxonomy places the organism in Eukaryota, Metazoa, Arthropoda, Branchiopoda, Diplostraca, Daphniidae. The record is from RefSeq and is a predicted model, not a curated record.